This is a messenger RNA of Radiomyces spectabilis, 703 nucleotides long. RefSeq lists its product as uncharacterized. Lineage: Eukaryota; Fungi; Mucoromycota; Mucoromycetes; Mucorales; Radiomycetaceae. The record is from RefSeq and is a predicted model, not a curated record. Bases 52 to 360 code for a protein of 102 amino acids. The transcript has 3 exons.
GGGGAUCCUCGCUUCGUUCUCUCUGAAACCACAGCACCGACUUUUUGUACCAUGCAUGACAAUAAGCUUUUUAAUUCCUCCGAUGAUAAAACCUCUUCGCUCAUUCUCUAUGAUGCGAGUGGGGAUGAUAUUAGAUGCUUGUUUCGUAAAGCCCAGGCAAAAAGGAACACGCUUGAAUCGCCAUACUGUAGGGAUAAUUGCACGACAGACAUUGCUCCGUAUCAGUUACUGCACCGACCUGCAGGUUCCUCUACUGCUCGUAGAUUUUUGGGCCAGUUGUUUAGUGUCAUGUUCUCUCACGAAGAUCGAUAUUUCAACAACGACAGAACUGAACUAAGCAAGGAUAUAUUUCCGGCCUGAAACGCGUUUACAAUUUUCAUACCAACGACAUCCAUCUUACAAAUUGAUUAUUCAGUGUUGUGUUCUAUUUUUUUUCAUCAACCGUGGCUGGGUUACGGUUUUGUUGCAGGAUCAAAAGCAAUCAAGUGGUAUCGAUUUUUCAUGGCUGAGUUUCAAGGUGGCAACGUGUAGCACGACGCAUGCAAGUUAUCGCACAAGUUGCACAGAAUGAAGAAUUAGUCCGACACUCACUCCAUCAGAGCAAUACUGUAUAAUAUGAAGAAAUCUUAAAUUUAGAGGCAUUUUCAACCGGUCAGGUGCCUGACAACAUCUAUAAAAAUUAAGGGGUUACUUUUAAAUUCUC